UCCAAACUUCGUCCCGUUCCGGUGUCUUAGACUUUCGACAAGCACCAUGGCCAACGGUCAGCAGAUCCAACACGUGGAAGAGCCUAAGACGGCGGUUACAAACGAGGAGGUCCAGAAAUCCAUCGUUGUCGAUACCGUCCACGGUGAUGAAGCCCUCAAGGUCAUUGCUGCCGCGGGCGGAGACGAUGUCUGGGAGGACCUGGAAGAGAAGAAGGUCGUCAGGAAGAUCGACAGAAAAUUAAUGCCUAUUUUGUGUGUAACGUAUGGCGUCCAGUAUUAUGACAAGGCCAUGUUGGCACAAGCGGCUCUUUUCGGCUUGCGAACCGACCUCGAGCUUGAAGUUGGCAACCGGUUUGUCUUUUCAUCCGCCAUCUUCUACCUCGGCUUCAUCAUUGGUGCCUACCCUGCGAUGAUGAUGGCUCAGAGAUGGCCGAUCGAGCGUGUUGCCGCCGGUAUUACGUUCAUCUGGGGAAUUUGUGUCAUGUCGAGCGCAGGUUGCAAGUCGUACGGCGCGUUCUAUGCACAGAGAUUCUUCCUCGGUGUCAUUGAGGCUGGAAUCUCCCCACUUUUCAUGCUUGUUGUCGGAGGCUGGUACAAGAAGAACGAGCAGGCUUUGAGAAUGGGCGCUUGGUACUGCUGCACAGGCUACAUCUCCAUCAUCUCUCCGAUCAUCAACUACGGUCUUGGCCAUAUCACAGGAGGCUCUCUGCACCCAUGGCAGUAUAUGUACCUUUUUGCGGGUGGCAUCACCACUCUCUGGUCGGUGGUUGUUCUGUUCUUCCUUCCACCCGACCCUAUCCGAGCCACAGGCUUCAACGCUCGCGAGCGAUACAUCGCCGUGGCCCGCCUUCGAUCCAACAAUGCCGGAGUCCGCAACCUGCACUUCAAGAUAUCGCAUGUCAUUGACGCUCUGACCGACAUCAGAUUCGGCAUCAUGUUCUGCACAACGUUCCUGAUGUUCUUCGCGAAUGGACCUAACUCGACCCUCUCGGCCAUUAUCGUCAACAGCUUCGGCUUUUCUACGCUCAACUCCCUGCUUCUUGUCACGCCUGCGGGUUUCCUGUCUGGGACGGUGGAAUUGACUGUCUGCUACCUCGCCUAUCGCUUCAAGAACAUUCGAAUAUACUUGUUUGUGGUCUGUGUGUGCGCGACUAUCACCUCAUGCUGUCUCCUGUGGCAGUUGCCCCGCCAUGACAAGGUCGGCCUGCUGAUCGCUAUCACUUUCCUCCCCAGCUUCGGAGGUGGCUACGCUCUCUUGAUGGGCCUGCAGAUUGCAAACACUGCUGGAUACACCAAGCGGUCUGUGACAUCUGCGGGUCUUUUCGUCGCUUGGUGCCUCGGCAACUUCACCGGGCCUCUACUGUUCAAGUCCCAAGAUGCUCCCGUUUACGGCCCCGGGUUCAAGGUCGUUGUGGCAGGCUCUGCUGCAGCCGUUGGGCUUGCAAUUCUCUACAGAUUCGUUUGCAUGUGGGAAAAUCGACGAAGGGACAGGGGAGGAGUUUCCGAGGCUUUCGAGCAUGCUUACAACGAUGACUUGACAGACAACACGAACAAACAGUUUAGAUAUGUUAUGUGACCAUGCUCGAGGGAGGAAGCAGGUUUGCUGUUCAGACAGGUGUGGGAAUCCGAUGCAAUUACCUAGGCAGGAUUGGGAAGGCCUCAGCAGAUAAUGCCCGCUAUCACUUCCAGCCGGCGCAGCUGUGGAUGAUUAUAGUAACGAUAUCGAAGGAGGACACCCCUCGUCUAGAGCGCCAGCUCUUCUAUUCUUGGGCGCCCAUUCUAUUUGACCCUUGGCUCCUUCAAAUCGGUACAGUAACUCGGAAGAUUAUAAUCUGGCCUUGAUAUCCUGCAUCAGCAUGUCCUUGAGCUCAUUCUUCAUGACCUUGCCGUUGGCAUUCCUGGGAAGCUGAUCAAUGAAUCUGAUUCCUCCUCUGAGCUGCUUAUACCC
Exophiala xenobiotica is the source of this 1948-nucleotide messenger RNA. RefSeq lists its product as uncharacterized. Gene Ontology annotation, biological process: transmembrane transport. Gene Ontology annotation, molecular function: transmembrane transporter activity. Gene Ontology annotation, cellular component: membrane. Lineage: Eukaryota; Fungi; Ascomycota; Eurotiomycetes; Chaetothyriales; Herpotrichiellaceae. The record is from RefSeq and is a predicted model, not a curated record. The transcript is spliced from 3 exons. The coding region runs from base 47 to 1576 and encodes 509 amino acids.